ACACGUGACCCGCCGCUGCAACUCGUGACCCGCGGCAACGACACGUGACCCGGGACCGCAUCAACCGAGCAGACGGAAGCUUGUGGAAAUGCCCGUGUGUGUGCCCGGCGUGGAUGGAGGCGGCAUUUGGAUGUAGCCUGGGGGAGGAGAGUGCAUGCUGGCGAGAGGAAGCAUCAAAGGAGGAAGUGCGGAGGGAAGCAGCACCCAGCGGCCGGGGAAAGCAUCGGACCAGUAUCAGGAAGGAAGCAGGGAGCAGCGAUGCGGUGACAGGAUGAGCGGCAGCCACACACAAGCUUUUUCCCUGGCCCUCAUCGAUGCCGCCUUCGACAAGGACGAGGGGGUGCGGCAGGAGAUCGCACAGGCCUUGCGGGUACUGGGGGCACGACAUCCCCAGCUGGUACUGACCGCCUGCCAUGACUACCUCAGCAAGCACAGCAAGCUGGUACAGGUCCACCGUGUCAUCGUGCUGCACAGCAUGGAGGCCAUCGCCAAGGACAGCCUGGACCGCCUGGAGCAGCCCCUCGCCCGCAAGCUCAUCUCCCUCGCCUCCGACGAGAUGACCCGCUCCAAGGAUGUACAGGCGGAGUGGCAGGCCGCUGCCAGCCAGCUGCUGGUGGCUCUGGGCUGCAGGUUCAUCAAUGAGGUGAUGGAGGACGUCCUGCAGAAGUUCCAGCCCGGAGUGCUGCCCCACCUCUACAUCGUCCACACCCUGGGUAACCUCUCCACGGCCAACGUGUACGGGAUGGUCCCCUUUCUGACGGCAAUCCUGGGAACGAUGCUGCCCAUGCUGGCAAUGGCCAAGCAAGACUCCAUGAAAUCAGUCUUCACCAUCGCUCUGGCCCACUUCAGUGAGAGCAUCUUGGAGUACCUGGCCAACUUGGACAAGGCCCCAGACCCCACCGUCAGGAAAGACGCCUUCUCUGCCGAGAUCUUCUCCUCCUACGACAUCCUCUUCAAUGGCUGGCUGCAGCACAAAGACCCCAAGCUGCGGAGCAGUGUGGUGGAGGCAGUGGGGCAGAUGUCACACCUGAUGCCCCAUGACAAGCUGGAGGAACAGUUGCCCAGGUUGAUCCCCGGCAUCCUCAACCUCUACCGGAAACACUCUGACCACCUCCACAUCACCCAGAGCCUGUGCCACGUGCUGGAUGCCGCUGUGGAGAUGGGCAGUCGUGUGCUGGAGACACAGAUCGACAAUCUGCUCAACACCCUGCACCCCCAGAUCUGCGCUACCUUGGAUUACAACAACCACACGGCCGUCAAGAACCACAAUGAGGUUCUCCGCUGCUUCACCGUCUUGGCCUGCGCCUACACGGACAGACUGGUGGCCUUCCUGCUGCAGAAGCUGGAGGUCCACAACGAGAAGGUGCGCAUCGGCACGCUCACCCUGCUAAAGCACCUCGUCAACUCCACCGCAACUCAACUGGACAGCAAGAGGCUGCUGCUGCUGACUGGCAUGAAGCUGACCAUCCAGGACAACAACAACUACAAGGUGAGACGGAUGCUGGCCCAGGUGAUCAGUACCAUGGCCCACCAUGACUACCUGGAGCUGGAGGGCGGUGAGGCCAUGGUGGAGUUUAUCAUCAAGCAGUGUGCCCUGCCCUGUCACCCGGAGAACCCAAAGCCUCGUACCUACGACCCAGAGGAGGUGACGGAGGAGGGACUGAGGGACAUGUGUGACAACAUCCUCAACCUGCUCACCACCACCGUCAAGAGGAUGCAGGAGGUCCUAUGGCCCUUCCUCCUGGAGUUUGUGAUGCCCGUGCAGUACUUGAAUGCUCUGGCCCCUGUGUGCCGCAGCCUGGCCUACCUGGGUACAAAGAGGCAGCAGGCGGGCAGCAUGGAGGCCCUGCUGGACUAUGCGGGGAGAGAUCUGCCAACACCUCACGCCUUGCUGACCCGCCUCUUGGUGCUGUCGUCGUUCCCGUACCGCGGGAGAGGUCGAGGGGUCCCGGCGCUGCGGCUGCUGCAGGCCGUGUCUGCGCUCAUACACCCCCAGCUGGGGAGGGUGUGGGACGACGAGCUGCCCCCUCUCAUCCAGCACCUGGAAGAGAAUUCCGAGGAAACCUUAGCUCAGAGGCAGUGGGAGGACAAACUGCUGCUGCUCCUGUCCCGGAGCCUGGAGACGGUGACUGCGUGCGAUGAGGGCUGGAGCUGCCAGCUAAGUGAGGAGAUGAGCCGACACCUCCACCACUACAACAGCUUCCCCCAGGAGAAGGGGUUCCUGUACAAGUGUGCGGGGGUGGCGCUGCGUCAGAUCCCCAACAGCGACGUGGUGAGGAGGCAACUGAUGGAGCUGCUGCAGAGUGUGAGGCACUCGGAGAUCCUGGAGAGGGAGGGAGUUGCUGUCUGCGUGGGCUUCUGUGCCACAACACACCUCGAUGACACCCUCAGCAAACUGCAGGACUUCGGCAAGUCCGACAUCCUCAAGAAGUCUCCCAGUCUCUUCCACAUCCUUAAGGACAAGUCUGACGUGGAGCUGGAGAAGGCCAAGAGCACGGUGAUCCUGUGCUACGGGUACCUGACCCUGCACGCACCCGAGGACCAGAUCCUGGCCAGGGUGGAGAAGGACGUGGUCAAGCAUGUCCUCGCCCACUUCAACACCAAGGUUCUGGGCAUUAAAGUUGAGACCAAGGACAUGACCAUUAAGCUGAGCCUGAUGAAGACCCUCACGCUGAUCGCCAGGGCCAUCCACGCCAGCAGCAGCAGGAGAAACAUCCCCUACACCUUCUCGCAGAAGGGGGAGUUGCUACACUACAUGCAGGACGUGAUCCGGGCAGAGCAAGCGGAUGCCCUGAGGACCCCGAUACGCCAACACGCCAUCACCACCUGCACCCACCUGCUGUAUCCUGCACAGCCCUGGCUACUGGGGGAUGUGGGGUUUAUGCCCGGAUGUUUUGUGGGUGGGACGGACUGUGGUGAGCGGGCGCUGACGGAGAGGACCUGCGGUUCUUGCCCACAGGUUCUGUACGAGGACACGCUGGCCGCCUUGCAUGUGGAGGGGUGGAUCAUGUCUCCUCGCGAGUGUGAGAGGGAGCGAGCCGUCCUCACCACCUCCUCCCUGCUCGCCUUCUACCUGGACAAGCUGCAGGUCAGGACGGUGGUGAGCUUCCACAGCCUGGGCUCGUUGUUGGGCCGGCUGGUUCCCCGCUGCAUGGACCCAGCGGGGACAGUGAGACGCAGCGCCCUGCACGGACUACACUCACUCCUCUCCAUACAGCAGCGCCAUGCCGGCUUUGCUCUGGACCACCGUGAUGAGGCCGUGGAGAGACUGCGUACUCUGCCCGACACACCUUGGACCAGCCAGACAGCAAGCAAACAGUUCCACCACUCCUGCUCGCAGAUUGGGCAGGUGAUUGCCCAGUGCAUCCCCCAGACCCAGUUGCAGCCUCUACUGCUGCUGCUGUUCGAGGGCCUGGCUGAUCCACACCCGAGCUGCUCCAGCGCUGCAUCUGUUGUCAUCAACACCCUGGUCAGGAUCAGAGGCAGCAGCCUUGGUGACCAGGUGCCGGUUCUCCUGUCUGUCCUCCACUUGCGGCUGGAGUCGAUCGUGGCAGAGCCGGUAAAGAGCUCGGUGCUCCAGACGGUCUCGCUCCUGGCUGCCCAGAACCUGCCCGCGGUCAUCUCCUGCCUCCUGCUGCACCCGCUGCCCUACGACAGGGCGGUGGGGGAGAUGUGGGGGUCCCUGGCGAUGGAGGGCACUGUGUGUCGCCAGGCACUGGAGGUGCUGACGGAGAGGCUGGACAGACAGCAGCCAUACGAGGAGCGCAGGGAGUCGCUGCUGAGAUCAGCAACCGUGCAGCUGGCAACCGUGCAGCCGCUCGCCGUGAGUACAGACCCCGCACUGGACCACCCACCACCCCCACUGGGACCCCCUCACCCUCCACACUGGGACCCCCUCACCCUCCACACUGGGACCCCUUCACCCUGGGACCCCCCUCCCCACUGGAACCCCCACACUGGGACCCCUCCCCCUCCACACUUUGGGACCCCACUCCACACUGGUGACUCCUCCGCCCUGGAUGGGGGAGGGGAGUGUUUGGGGGCGCGGAUGAGCUGCUCGGUAGAGGCUCUACGCGGGAUGGUGGUGCGGAGCGGCAACGAGGACAUCCUCCGCAUCAUGGCCGACGAGGAUGGCUGGGGGCUGAUGAAGAAACAGGACACGCACCAUCAGGGGGUCACCCUGCUGGCAAGGGCGACAGCGCAGCAUGGAGCGACACACCUACACAGCGUGGUGGAGCGGCUGGAGCCGGCACUGACCGCCCCGUAUCCGGGUCAGAGGGUCACCGUGGCUGCAUUCUUCGCAGAGCGAGUUGCCUCUCAUUGCCCCCUGCAUCUCUCUCUCUCCCUCUCUCUCUCUGUCUCUCCACAGUCGUGUAAGUUUGCCCUGCGGUUGAUCGGUCCCCUCAUGGGUUCGGCGAACGUCAGCGCCAUGUUUCAGAAGCACCUGCUGGAGGAGGCACACCUUCACUACGGCGAGUUCAUCAACGACCUGGCCAAGCACAUCAUCAACGAUUUCCCAGAGAAAAUUAACUUCUACAUCAUGGGAAAUGUCUCGUUCUUCAAAAGCACCCGGGCGGAGAUUCGCGGAAACGCUGCCAUGUUCACAGGGUUUCUGCUGGGGAACCUGUCGCAGGCUGAGCUUCAGUCCGUGUCCCUGGAGCACGUGUGCGGAGCCAUCAUCAUGCUGCUCAGGGAUGCCGUGCCCGCAGUGAGGAUCAAGGCAGCGGAGGCCCUCAGCCUGCUCCACGAGCUGUGACCGCACACAGACAUACAGAGGGACGUUGGUGACCCGUGUGGGGAGGGGUGUUCAGACAGUUGUGGCCCAGACCAGAGAGUCCGGGGUGUGGGAGAGUGACCAAGCAUUGUAAUCCCGCCAGUGGUGGGGAUGGAUGUGUGUAGACCCAGUGGGCUGCAAGCGCUCUAUCC
Messenger RNA from Leucoraja erinaceus (little skate), 4926 nucleotides. Its product is annotated as maestro heat-like repeat-containing protein family member 1. The record is from RefSeq and is a predicted model, not a curated record. NCBI's taxonomy places the organism in Eukaryota, Metazoa, Chordata, Chondrichthyes, Rajiformes, Rajidae. Gene Ontology annotation, cellular component: cytoplasm.